Aspergillus calidoustus is the source of this 5332-nucleotide messenger RNA. The record is from the annotation of a GenBank genome assembly. NCBI's taxonomy places the organism in Eukaryota, Fungi, Ascomycota, Eurotiomycetes, Eurotiales, Aspergillaceae.
AGAGAAACAAACGGUGUUCCGGUUCCUGGGCGCCAAGCCAAUGCCAAGCACCAAUCAAAUGAUUCUGUGCAAUCUCGGCUGCACAAGAGCAGCUCCACUCCGCGUGGCUUGCUCAGCAGGACAUUUUCGCAGGGAGAAGACCCGGAAUGAAGGGAACAGAAUGUGGAACGUAACACGGUGUUGUUUCUGCAGCUGUCGGGAAUUUCCAAGGGGAAAGGUGCGAUAAAUGUUUGCUUUUUCGACUGCCGACUUCCAACUUCUUCAAUUCCCGAAGCUCUGGUUGCCAUAACCAGCACGCACGCGCGCACCUUGUCGGGGGUUCAAUUCGGCCAAUUCCGACGGAUUCUACUCUUCAAGGCAUGAGGAAUGCCAUCAACAACAGAGAUAUCAGCCCUCGGGGUCGGUGUGCUGGGUGUUCUGCUCGUGUUGGGAUGCAGCGGCCCCGCGUUCGGGGAAAUUCUGCGUCAAUUGCGACUGUUGAACGGAUACCGUGCGAUUCGACUACAUGAUUCGGUUUCAGAGUCAUAUUCAGACCCACAUUUACCAUGCGAGACCGGAUAUGCAGACGAAGAUGGCGACGCAAACGAGCGGUCGAUCGCUGAGUUCGAGCGCGCGACGUGGUGGCAGCGGUGGGUUAUUGCGGUGCUUUCCGUGACUGGAUUUGGGGUUUCACUGGCCCAGGCUGUUGUUGGUACAUGCUCCCAAGGAGGAUGGUUCGCGGUCUUCUCAUGGGAAUACUUGGCGAGUUGGGUGGUGUUGUGCAUACAACCAAUCUCCCUCUUUACCGAGGCAUCUUGCGUCAAGAGGUACUAUCUCGGAAUACACGGGUUCUGGGCGAGUCUGAUCUCAAUCCUGGUCAUUGGCAUUCAAGCCGCCGUCCUCUGGAGUGCAGGGAAACCCCUUCCGACUAAUCCCACAUGCACCAUUCUCCUCUCCACGCAACUCGCCCUGUAUACCCUCCGAGGCCUAAGCUGCCUCCUCCUCCCGCGCCGCCCACACGUCUUCUUCGAAGGCCAAGUCGUCGACCAGGAAUUCAGCUCCAGCGCCUACAAUCGCUUCACCUACGGCUGGGCAACGACACUCCUGCGCUACGCGUCAGCAAACAAAGGUCUGACCAUCAACGACCUCCCAAAACUGCCCUUUGCCGCGCGCGCAGAGACAGUCCACCUCCGACUCGAAGGGUUCCUCGGUGGCCGAAAGCUCUGGGUUGCGCUUGUGCGACGACACAUGCGGGCGUUGAUCGUGCAGGGACUGCUGAGUCUCGUUGUGUGUGUACUCGGGUUCGGACCGCAGGUGGCGCUGUAUAAGAUUCUGACGACGCUGGAGGCGCGUGAGGUGUUGAGUGGGGAUUCGGUCGAGGCGUGGGUGUGGGUUUGUGGAUUGGGAGUUCUCCUUGCGCUGUCCUCGAGUAUUGAGUCGUGGCUCUGGUGGUUGAUUUAUUCCGAUCUCUGGGUUCCGAUUUACGAGGGGCUGUCUGGACUGGUGUUUGCCAAGGCGAUGCGCUGUAAGGAUGUUAAGGCUGCGAAAAGUGAGAGGAGGGAUGAAGAAGGCGAGGGUUGGCAGGGGGAAGAUGACAUGGAAGUCGAGGACCCCGAGGAGGUCGAAGAGCAGGAGAAGAAUCGCCAGAGUAUUGUCAACUUGGCAGCCGUCGACUCGAAACGUAUCGCGGAUUUCGUGACCUUCAGCUACCUGAUUCCGUCCUGCGUGAUACGACUCGGCAUUGCGGCGAUCUUUCUUGCUCGACUCAUCGGCUGGCCCAGUCUCCUUGCUGGGAUCGGAGGCGCCAUUCUACUCACCCCGUUGAAUUCCUGGCUUACGAAGCGCUACGCCGUGGCACAAGAAGAACUGAUGAAAGCAAGCGACAAGCGCGCUGGAGCCGUGACCGAAGUGCUACAGGGAAUCCGCCAGAUCAAAUUUGGCGCGAUGGAACAGCAGUGGCAGGAGCGGGUCAAGGAGAAACGAGAGGCUGAGCUGAGUUUCUUGUGGAAGACCUCGGUGUAUACGACGGGAAUGGUUUCGGUGUGGAUAAUGGGUCCUUUAUUGCUUUCUGCUGUGUCCCUGACGGUGUACGCGCUGACACACGGUAACCUCUCUCCUUCUGUCGCGUUUACAGCACUGUCUAUCUUUGGCUCGUUGGAGUCUUCACUAGCCAGUCUACCAGAUCUCUUCUCCAAGGCGAUGGAGGCAAAGGUCAGCGCAGACCGCAUCCACGACUACCUGCAGUCCGCAGAGAAGAUCUCAAACGCCGCAGACGUCGACAAAAUCACCUUCACCGAUGCAACUGUCGCCUGGCCAUCCGACGAAGAAGAGGAGGACAAAGGCUGGGAGUGCGACCGCUUCCUCCUGCGACAUCUGGCCCUGCAGUUUCCUCCAAAGGGGCUGAGCGUGAUUGUCGGCAAGACCGGCUCAGGGAAGAGUCUCCUCCUCGCCUCAAUCCUGGGCGAAUGCGACGUCCUUGCGGGAUCACUCGCCGUCCCUCGCCCUCCGCCCCCGGACCGUUUCGACCACCUGGCCACACGCGUGAACUGGAUUCUCGACACCGCUGUCGCCUACGUGUCCCAGAAUCCGUGGAUGGAGAACGCCUCGAUAAAACAGAACAUUCUAUUCGGACUGCCGUACGACCGACAGCGAUACCGCAAGACGCUCUUCGCUUCGGGACUCGAGAAAGACAUGGCGAUCCUUACAGAUGGGGACCUGACAGAUAUUGGUGCCAAUGGUAUAAACCUAAGCGGCGGACAACGAUGGAGAAUCUCCUUUGCAAGAGGACUGUAUUCACGUGCGGGAAUUUUGAUCAUGGAUGAUAUAUUCAGUGCGCUUGAUGCGGAGACGGGGAGGCAUGUCUAUGAGCAUGCACUUACUGGGGAGCUUGGGCGAGGGAGGACCAGGAUCCUUGCUACGCACCAUGUUGGGCUGUGUCUUCCAAAGACCGACUACUGCGUUCUUCUCCAGAAUGGGUUCGCGAGUGCGGGGACAGUAGAGGAGCUGCAGGCGACAGGAAGUCUGACAGAUUUCAUGGGCAAGAUUGAGGCGAGCCGGGAGGAAAGUGAGCCGGUCAAAGACCUGCCCAAGAGGAAGCGCUCUUCGGUGGCGAGUGGGAGACGCUCGUCUGCGUUUAGCAUGCACACGAUCCGCAAGUUUAUGCAGGAGGAGAAGCGCGAGACUGGGUCCAUCUCGAUGAAGGUGUACACCACGUAUUUCAACAAGGGGAAUGGGCUAUGGUGUUGGAUUCUUGCCUUCAUUGCAUACGCAGCGUUUAUGGCGCUCUUGGUUGGUCGAUCAUGGUGGGUGAGCGUGUGGACAUCAUCUGGCUCGAAUCAUGCCCGGUCGACAACUAUGCAACCUGUAAUGAGCGAUGAUGAACCCGCUCCAACGCACGACCUGACCUACUACCUCGCCAUCUACAUCGGCAUCUCCGCCGCCGCCUGCCUAAUUGGCACCCUGCGCUGUCUCGCCCUCGCCCUCGCCUUCAUCGAAUCAUCCCGCCACCUCUUCGACGACCUCCUGGCCACCGUCCUCCGCGCGCCCCUCCGCUGGCUCGACACUGUCCCCCUCGGCCGCAUCCUCAACCGUUUCACCUCUGAUAUCUACCUCCUCGACUGGCGCCUGGGCUAUGACGUCGGGCACCUCGUCUACAAAGCCCUCGAACUGCUCGGCAUCCUCGUCGCGGGCGUGACCGUUUCCCCUCUUCUUCUAGUCUUGGCAUGCGCCCUUCUAGUCCUCUGCAUCCGAAUUUGCUCAGACUACCUCGCGGGGGUCCGCGAGAUCAAGCGUCUCGAAAGCAAUGCGAAGAGUCCCGUAAUCGAGAAAUUCAACUCGAGCCUCGCGGGUCUCGCGACCAUUCGAGCAUUCCACAAGACGCAAACCUAUCUCCAACAAAUGUACGCACUCAUCAACACACACGCACAAGCAUCAUGGUACCUGUGGCUCUUCAACCGCUGGCUGGGCUUUUGGAUGGCGCUCGUCGGUGCGCUGUUCUCAACGCUUACUGCCGCGCUGGUGGUAUACAUGCCGGGUGUUUCUGCCGCACUGGCUGGCUUCGCAAUGAGCUUCGCGCUGCAGUAUAACUACGCUGUUGCCAUGGGAUUGCGCUUCUACGCGAACGUCGAGAUCGAUAUGAACGCCACCGAACGCGUUCUCGAGUACACAAACAUCACCACGGAGACCCAAGGCGGCUACAACCCCCCUGCGGGCUGGCCCACAAAGGGGAGAAUUGAAGUCGAAGACCUCGAGGUCGCAUACGCACCGGACCUUCCGCCCGUAUUGAAGGAAGUGACCUUUACAGUUGAGAAUAACCAGCGCGUUGGCGUCGUCGGACGGACAGGCGCGGGAAAGUCAUCGCUGACACUUGCGCUCUUCCGGUUCCUUGAGUCGAGACGCGGCCGCAUCCUCAUCGAUGGACUUGAUAUAUCGAUGCUGAAACUGCAUGAGCUUCGGAGUCGACUGGCCAUUAUUCCGCAGGACCCGGUAUUGUUCUCUGGGACGGUGCGCUCGAAUCUCGAUCCGUUCAACCAGCAUUCGGAUCUAGAGUUGUAUAACGCGCUCGAGCGCGUGCACCUUCUUCACUUUGAGGAUACAUCUACCCUCGCCUCUUCCUCAGCCACAACAUCAGGCUCGCAAACCCCGCCGCAGACAGACCCUCUAAGCACAAGCACAACACUCACCACAUCCUCCACAACCACCACCACAACCACAGCCCCCGCCCGCAAAUCCCACCUAAUAACAGGCCCCUUCACCCUCUCAACCCCCAUAACAACCGCCGGAAGCAACCUCUCGCAAGGCCAACGGCAACUCCUCUCGCUCGCGCGCGCAAUCCUCACACAUCCAAAGAUCAUGGUCCUCGACGAAGCAACGUCCGCCGUGGACAUGGAAACCGAUGCGCUGAUCCAGCAGUCCAUCCGUGAGGAGUUUGGGCGCGGGGACUCGAGUCUGCUUGUUAUUGCGCAUCGACUGAGCACGAUUGCGGACUUUGAUAAGAUCUUAGUCAUGGAUGAGGGCCGGGUUGUGGAGUUUGGGAGUCCGAGGGAAUUGAUGGAGGUACGCAAUGGCGUUUUUAGGAAUUUGGUCGAGAGGAGUGGGGAGAGGGCGGUUGUUGAACGGAUGAUUUUCGGGGGAGAAAACUGAUUUGGGGUUCUUCAUAUUUCGAUUAAUCCUAUUGAGCAGUGAGAUGCAGAAGAGGACUAAGAGUGAUUUGUUCGAGUUAGCGGGAGUUUGUUUGUCUUUUGGGUGGGAGGUAAUAUAUCGCCAUCUUGUUUUGUACGUUGUAUACUGAACUGCUGCAUGAAACGCGGCCAUAUUGCGCAAUUCAUACAGAAGCUGCUAUAUCGCAGAGAGA